GAGCCGCAGCGGCUUCGUAUAAGAGCGGAGGAGAUGCGGGUUCGUCAACAGACACGGACCCGAGAUGGGUGUUCAGGGCCUGGCCACUUUGUUGGAAAACUACGGGAAGAUCUACCGGGAGGUCCGGUUCAUGAAGAGCCGGCUGGUGAUCGACGGCUGCAACCUGCUGUACCUGAUGUACUUCAACUCAGGUCUGGACGAGAAUCACGGUGGGGAGUACGCCGCCUUUGAGGAGCAGAUUGAGAAGUUUGUCUCGGCCCUCAGGGACUGCGGGAUCAUGCCAUACGUGGUACUGGACGGAGGCACUGAUUCCACCGACAAGAAGCUUGAUACUCUGCUGCAAAGAGCUGAGAGUCGGAUCAAGAAAGCCCAUCAGGCAGCAGUGGAAGGGAGGAAGCAGCACAUCCUGCCACUGCUCACCAAGAUGGUGUUCAAACAGACCCUGGCCCGGCUGGAGGUCCCGGUGGCACAGUGUUAUGGAGAGGCCGACCAGCAGAUCGCCGCCCUGGCCAACGAGUGGAAGUGCCCGGUGCUAUCCAACGACAGCGACUUCUACAUCUUUGAUCUCCCUGCGGGGCUGCUGCCCAUCUCUCAUUUCAGGUGGGAGGCGGUGGAGCAGAGCGGCUCGCAGCGCUACAUCCCCUGUAAGAGCUACAAAACCUCCAGCUUCUGCAUUGUCUUCAACGUCCAGCCCAAGCUCCUGCCCACCUUAGCCGCCUUGGCCGGGAACGACUACGUGAAGCUGAGGAGGAUGGAGACGCCCAUCAACUGGGCUCAAUUUGACACCACAGGCAGUGAGACACAAAGCCGCCUGGAGGGGCUGCUCUGCUGGUUGAAGGGCUUCACGACGCCUGAGGAGGCGCUGGAGGCGGCGGUGGGGCUGAUGGAAGGACUGAACACGAAAAGAAAGGCAGAGGUGAAGAACAGCUUGAAUCUGGGGAUGGAGGAGUACAAGCUGCCUCCCACCUACCUCAGCAGGUUCUUCAUCCACGGGAUAGCACCCCCGCUCCCAGUGGUGGAAAAGGUGUUCUGUGCUGUCCUCCUGCAGGUGGCGGUUCCUAUCCCGGACUGGAUCCGGCUGCCUCUGAUGCAGGUCCGGCUGACCGCAGACGUCCUGGACGUGCUGCAGCUGCAGAGGAUGAGCCUCGGCGUCUGCGUGGAUCACAAAGACACGCCCACCGCUAACCUGACCUCCAGGCCGCUGCGCCAGGUGAUGUACGGGCUGCUGCUGGGCGGAGGAACGCCGCUGCAGGUGGAGGAGAGAGACAGAGAGGGCCUCCAGAUGAAAUUCAACCUGGUCCCACCGGCCUUCAGAGGGGUCGCUCAGCGGCUGGUGCUCAACUCUCUGAAUAAGGCGGAGCUCUCCGAGCGUCUGCAGCUGCUGCUGGACAGUCUGCAGGUGACCGAGGCGUGUCUGAGCCGCCUGCCGCCUCAGCUGCGCCUCCCGGUGGCCGUCAUCUGCUUCUGGUUGCAGAGCGCUCGGCCUCGGCCAGACGAGAAGCUGCUGAAGGCGCUGCUGCUGGGGCUGAGCGUCAGAGAUCCUCUGAGACACACAACAGCACUGCAGACUGAGGAUCACCGCUGUAAACGACAUCUGGACCUGACGGCGGUUCAUGCCUUUAACCAGUGGCAGGUCUGCAUGAAGGACAGCAUCCACCUGAACCAGCUGCUGGGCUUCCCUCUACCUGAGCCUCAGGUGUCACGGUUGUAUCAGGGGGUGCUGGUCCACGAGCUGGUCCACAGGAUGAGGACUACAGGAAAAGUGAAGGCCUUCCUGAAGAGCGACCGCUCCAGCGUGAGGCAGUACCGAACCAUGCUGACCGUCGUCCACCAGUUUCAUGCUCAGAGAGUGUCGACGCCCUCAGAGAGCCACAAUGAAGCGGCGGCGCCGCGGCAGCGGCGGCCUCUGGACGACCUGACUGCCAACCUGCAGCAGCUGUUCCUGCAGUACGAUGACGAGGAAGCUGCGACUGAAAUCAACAGCGCCGUCAGAGCGCAGCAGGAGCUACAUCUGGACGAACUGGUGUCAGUGAAAACUCGGUACAGAACCAAGGAGAGAAACAACCGGAGUCACAACCUGGAACUGGCCCGCAAGGAAGAGAGCAGGGGCUGGGACCUGCUCUGAGGACUGAGGGACAGUGUCUCUUCUACCAGCAGUUUCAUAAAGAACAAACGGGACAGAAACAAACCAAAACAGGGAUCAAGGGCUAAAAGAAUUUAAAUACUGGCACAUGUUCAAAUGAGGAGGCAGAUCCACCAGCUCUGUUCUGGUGGAGGAGAAUUUCCUCUGAUGAUCUCAGCUUGAAGAUACUGGAGAGUUUUUUUGUUUGUUCUCUUCUGGCUUUUACAUUUUAUUUUCUUUCCUGUUUUUAUGAUGAUUUAUCAUCAGCUGAACAUUCUGGUUUGGAAGUGUAUUUAUAUUUGCCUGUUCUAUUUAUAGCAGCACUUUUGUACUUGAAAAACAACACUGUUCACUUUUAAACAUUUUUAUCUUUUGUACAACUAAAGAGGACUGUUAGAUGUGACUGCAGCUGUUUUCAAGUCAAGAAAGGAACUUUUUUAGAAUUUUCUCCACUAAUCAGUGAUGACUGUUUUAGUUAAACUUAUUUGCACUUAAUGAGAAAAUGGGAAUAUAGAAUUACAAGUAAGGAAAUGUUAAAUCUGUUUUGUGGUGUCAAAUUAUUUUUAAUGUUAAUGUUCAACAAAUGAAUAAAUGUUGCUCUCUUGCUUUAA
Messenger RNA from Seriola dumerili (greater amberjack), 2733 nucleotides. It is a transcript of the gene aste1a, whose product is annotated as protein asteroid homolog 1-like. The record is from RefSeq and is a predicted model, not a curated record. NCBI's taxonomy places the organism in Eukaryota, Metazoa, Chordata, Actinopteri, Carangiformes, Carangidae. The coding region runs from base 65 to 2125 and encodes 686 amino acids. Gene Ontology annotation, molecular function: nuclease activity. The transcript is spliced from 6 exons.